Messenger RNA from Antrostomus carolinensis (chuck-will's-widow), 424 nucleotides. It is a transcript of the gene TRUB2, whose product is annotated as TruB pseudouridine synthase family member 2. The record is from RefSeq and is a predicted model, not a curated record. Gene Ontology annotation, molecular function: pseudouridine synthase activity; RNA binding. NCBI's taxonomy places the organism in Eukaryota, Metazoa, Chordata, Aves, Caprimulgiformes, Caprimulgidae. Gene Ontology annotation, biological process: pseudouridine synthesis.
GCAUUCUAACAUUGACAUGAAAACACAAGAGGCCUAUGAGCUGGCUGUCAAAGGGUUGAUACGCCCCAUGGGAAAAAGCCCUCCAAUAAUCACAGCCAUCCGAUGCCUCCAGUUCAUGCUUCCAGAAUUCCAGCUAGAAAUCCAUUGCUUGCACGAGACUCAGCAGUACCUCCGAAAAAUAGUUCAUGAGAUCGGUCUGGAGCUGAAAUCAUCCGCCGUGUGCACACAAGUGCGAAGAAUACGCGAUGGUGUUUUCACACUGGAUGAUGCUCUCCUGAGAACCCAGUGGGACCUGCGCAGUAUACAGAAUGCAAUUUGGAACUGUCAGCUUAAAGUGAAAACAGAGUUGGAGAAAACACUAGGCCAUCAGGAUGAAAACUUCAACAAGAUGGAUGCUGAGAUGGCCCAGGCAGCAGACAGCUGA